CCGUUUUGUUAUACUCAAUAUUUUGUAGUUGCAUGUUUUUUACGAGUUAUGUAGUAAGUUGUGAUAUGCAAAAGUUACGCGUAAAGUUUAAGAAUAUUAUUAUUGGAGUCGAGCGUGUCAACAAAUGUAACAUUUCGUGAGCACAGACUCGUGAUGGUGAAUGUUCGAUAAAAAACGAAAAAACGAUUUCAAACUUACUUAACCUCAAAGACCGGGCACAAUGUUUCAGGGGUGCAAAACCUUGUGUCUCGCAACUUUGCGACCACAGUCACAAGUGUACUCAAGAUGCAUCGGCUCAAUGUCAAAAUCCGAAGUGAUAAAGCGAAGAAACGAGAUAUUCGAUGAAGAGAAGAAGAGGCAGAGAGCAAAUGUUGGUAGAAUCGAGAAGAUAGAAGUAAAAUACUUAUCUCCCCAAACCGAAGCCACACUGGUGAUGAACAAAAACCUCUCAACACCACACGAUUGCACCAAACACAUAUCGGAAGGUGUAUCUUCAGUUGCAGCUUUAGCCAUGGUCGAUGGUAAGCCCUGGGAUGUGAACAGACCUUUGGUCAACGACUGUGAGUUAAAAAUUUUAUCCAUGAAUACUCCCGAGACGCCCGCAGUAAACAACGCUUUCUGGCGAACUUGCUCGCUCAUUCUUGGUUGUGUGGCGGAAUCCGCCUUCAAAGACAACAUCCAAGUUCACCUGCACAGCUUCGUGUAUCCGGUCAUCAGAUCCGGUAGUUUCACCUACGACGUUCACAUAGAUCUUCCAAAUUGGAAGCCGACGCGCUCUGAAUUGCAGGCCAUAUCUGCUCUUUUUGUCAAAGUCGUUCAAAAACAAUUGCUUUGCGAGCGAUUACAAGUUCCGCUGAGCGUGGCUUUGGACAUUUUCAAGGAAAAUCCGUUCAAAUCGAAGCAAAUACCGGACAUUGCGAGCAAGAAUGGCAGCUCGGUUGUUCUUUAUCGGAUAGGCGAUCACAUAGAUAUUAGCAAAGGUCCGAUGGUGGGCAAUACUGGCAUAAUUGGCCGGUGCACCGUAACCGCGAUUCACAAAUUGGAGUCCGAGGAUAGCGAUCGUCUUUAUCGAUUUCAAGGUGUCGCGAUACCCAGGGGUAUUCUAAUGAAUCACUUUGCGUAUGGACUUCUGGAGGAACGAGCCAAGAAGCUGAACCGGAUUAUGUGGUUACCUCAGUCGCUAGGAGAUGAGGAUUCUGGAGAUGAGUUAAAGGCUCACGUCUCGCAAUAAUUAAGUUUCUUUAAGUAACAUUGUGUAAAUAAAACUCGAGUACAGUCGACCAUGGAGUGUUUAUUAGCGAUGACCUUGGAUACAGCGUCUCUACGACAUUUUUCAAAGUCCCAGGCUCCGAGAUUUAGAGAUGCCGAGUUCAGUCUUUCAAGGGCUCAUUUGUUUUAGGGUAAACAUGGGUAUUUUCGACACCCUUCUAGUGAACGACACUGCAAUGAAAAUGCUUUUAUUAAAAUUUCAGAGAUAUAAAAUAGAUACUUGUAAAUUAAUUCUAUUAUACAUGUAAUUUAUAUUUCAAUAUUUAUUCAGUACAAAAAUACUCGAUUUAUAUUCAUUAAAUAACAUUUUUGUUGUCACCUACAGGACAUGUUGACACUAUACAAACUAGUAAUGUUAAUUUGAAAGUCUUCUGAAAGAAAAAAAGGUAUUUCUUAUUUUGUGGGACUUUCAGAGGUCAGAUGAUUAUGUUUUGAAAUAUAAUAAAAUAAAUAUUAGUCUCAAAUUUGAGUAGAUUGAAUAUAUUUAAAAUAUUUUUAUCUUACCUUCAAAACAAGUGAAAUAUCUCAGUGAUCGACACCCAACAAAAGGAAGUAUUAAGUAAAUUAUACUCAUUUUUCAUUGAUGUGCAUGUUUCUAUGAUUUCUAGUUGGCUUCUUCAUUCCUAGGACAUUGCCUCCUAAGAGUCUUUCAUGUUCAAUAUCUUUUUCAUUGAUUUGGAUUUCCGAACCUCAAAAAUCAAUCACCGACAUCCCGGAAUCCUUUUGACAAAUUCGUGAAUUGAUGAAAU
This is a messenger RNA of Belonocnema kinseyi, 2018 nucleotides long. RefSeq names its product 39S ribosomal protein L39, mitochondrial (gene mRpL39). Bases 221 to 1231 code for a protein of 336 amino acids. Gene Ontology annotation, cellular component: mitochondrion. NCBI's taxonomy places the organism in Eukaryota, Metazoa, Arthropoda, Insecta, Hymenoptera, Cynipidae. The record is from RefSeq and is a predicted model, not a curated record. The transcript has 2 exons. Gene Ontology annotation, molecular function: nucleotide binding; threonine-tRNA ligase activity. Gene Ontology annotation, biological process: threonyl-tRNA aminoacylation.